GUGUUGUUAACAUCUGGCAGUCCACACUCGAACGCCGGCCGCUGCUCGCGUUCCUAAUUUAAAAUUAAAAAAGUAAAACAGAUUAAUUUUCGAACGAGAGUGUAACGGGACGAUUUAAAAAUAAAACUGCACGUGAAAUAUUAGCAAUAGGCAAAGUGAGUCUUGUUACUAGUGUAGUGGUAUCAUAUUGGAUUGUUCGAUGUUGGUGCUAUAAAUACGAGUAGAGUAAAAAUGGAAACAAAAGAAGAAUUGAACAAGAAGAAUCAUGAAGACAGCGACACCCUCGAGUCAGUGCUUAGCUACAUCGGCGAGAUGGGCCGCUACCAGAAGUGGCUGUUCGUCGCCAUGCUGCCUUUCGGGUUCAUCUUCGCCUUCGUCUACUUCGUCCAGAUGUUCAUUGCUGCCACGCCGCAGAACCACUGGUGCCGCGUGCCAGAACUCGACCACCUGGACCAGGAAACGAGACGGAACCUUACAGCGCCACUUGGCAACGAUGAAUGGGAGUGGGAUCGCUGCGCCACAUACAAUGCAAACUGGAGUCACGUGUUGCAGACGAUGACUCGUCCUCACCCAGACACGCCCACUGUCGGCUGCCAGCACGGUUGGGACUUCCAGCUGGGAGACAUACCCUACCACACUGUUGUCAGUGAGCGCGGCUGGGUGUGCGAGUACUCAGGGUUCGCGCCGAUAGCUCAGGCCAUCUUCUUCGCUGGGUCUCUGGCCGGAGGAUUGCUGUUCGGGUGGCUCGCUGACCGCUUCGGACGAGUGCCCGCCUUGGUUGGAACCAACCUGGUCGGCUGCGCAGGCGGUGUGGCGAGCAUCUUUACCACUGGCUUCUGGGACUUCGCCUUCUGUCGUUUCUUGGUGGGCAUGUCUUAUGACAGUUGCUUCAUGAUGAUGUACAUUCUAGUUCUAGAAUACGUCGGUCCUCGUCACCGCACCUGGGUGGCCAACAUGUCUCUAGCAAUGUACUUCGGCAGUGGCUGCCUGCUCCUCCCGUGGCUGGCUGUCUGGAUCAACAACUGGAGACAUCUUCUGCUGGUCACCUCACUGCCUAUGCUCGUCGUUCUAGCAGCGCCGUUCCUCGUCCCAGAGAGCGCUAGAUGGUUGUCGUCGAGAGGCAAGAUAAACCAAGCAGUAGACGUGCUGAGAAGAUUUGAACGAGUGAACCGCACAAAGAUACCGCAAGAUGUUAUGGAUGAGUUCAUUGUAUCGUCCCGUCAAACUAGACAAACAGACGAGUCAAUCACGGCUCUCUUCAAAUCCGGCCCACUCCGCACCAUGAUGUCGUUCAUGGUGAUCGUGUACAUGGCGUGCGCCAUCAUCUUCGACGGGCUGGUGAGGAUGUCUGAGAACCUGGGCCUGGACUUCUUCAUCACCUUCACUCUCACCUCCGCUACUGAGAUACCCUCAGUCACUUUGCUAGCUCUUGUUCUUGAUAGAUGGGGCAGACGAAACCUUACAGUUGGGCCAAUGUGGGUAGCUGGUGUGCUAUCCAUAGUGGCAGCUUUCGUUCCUAAAGGCAUACCCCAAGUGACGCUGGCCAUAAUGGCGCGGUUCUGCAUCAACAUGUCGUACAACGCCACGAUCCAGUGGGCUACUGAGCUGCUGCCCACAGGAGUGAGGGCCUCGGGCUCCUCCGUGGUCCACGUCAGCGGAUACAUCGCCACACUCGUCUCGCCUUUUGUCGUCUACUCGGAACGCUACUGGCGAUCCCUGCCACUGCUCCUGCUGGGCGUCAUAGCGCUGAUCGCGGGCAGUAUAGGCGUGCUGUUACCUGAGACCAACGGCCGCCCCAUGCCGCAGACCAUCGCGGACGGCGAGCGGCUCGUCAGGCAGUACUCAUUAUGCGGAAAACCGGAGCCAGAUACGGACGUAGAAGAAUGGAAAAACGAAAACAAACAGAAAUCGCUGAUCACGUAGCGCUAAUUAGAUUGGAUACGGGCACUUCAGACGUCUACCGUCCGUGGGUAGAUCUACUUAAAUUGUUGAUCAAUUGUUCAUAAUAACAUGAAAAUAGUUUCUGUAAAAAACCCUACACUGUACAGACAUAAGGAAGUUUUGAAGUUGAACUUAGUUACAUAUCUAUCUCUUUCUUAUAGCUGUUUGACCAAGAGCGCUGUACCGCACCUGGGCUACAUACUUGUGGGGGGAGGAAAAGAGAAAGCACGAUUUCUAAUAAUGCUAUUGACCGAUAGUGUGUCACGGGUCAACCCGCCCCCUAAAGCCCCAAAUGGGCCACUUUACUUCGAAGUGACAUCUGAGGGGACAAAAAGGCCACAUCAAAGCAAUUCAUCUAAAAAAGCAAUAUUGCUAUUUGACAGUUGUUUGCAUUGCGCAAUAACUUUUAUAUGCGCAAAUGUCAAAUUGAAAUAUUCCUGGUGUCAGAAAUUCGAACACCAUCAUUCGUACGAAACCCAGUAACGUGCUACUGGUCUUAAAACUAGUAUUAAUAUUACGCAGCCAGCAAAAAAGUUACUAUAAGUAGUUGCCACUUCAAUAAUAACGACAUUCUGAGAUUAACAAUUAGUUAUAGAAGGUUAUAGAAGUAAAAAAGGGUUCUAACAAAUUGUGCGAGUGAGCUUUCAUUCACUAUUACUUAAUAUUUAAUUUCACCCCAGUGGGGAUGCGUGAUUACGAAUAAGGUUAUAAUAGUAUGAAUUGGUAUUUUAGGUAUAGACUUAUAAGUAUGCUCAUGAAAAAAAAAAUAGAUGAAUUAAGCGAAAAUUAUUGGUGAAUCAUAGAUAUAGUCGUGACAUGGUCGAUAGCCCUGUAGAGGCCGCGGCACUUCUUUCGUGGCGCGGACUCUACAGGGCUUCUUUGCAGGACAUAUCUAGCAAUAUUGGGGAUCCUGCCUUUUCGCCGAAAAUUGUUUGGCCGAUUAUCACUUGCCAACCAACGUUUUGACAAAAACGAUUGUAAUUUUUGUAUGACAAUGUUUCAUUUGGUAGAAUUGUUGUUAAGCUGAUUAUUGUAAUGAAAAAAAAAAACGUUUGGGGCAUUUAUCUUUUGUCAAAUUAUUCAUUAGGGCAGACAACUUUUAGACGAAUAACGUUUCGUUUGUGUAAUAGUUCCCUUUUCGUAUAUUUAUAAGUUCAGAUGAAAUCGAAAGGAAUCGGUUAGGUUAGGUUAGUAUGCUGAUAAACAAUGCACGAGCCGAGCGAGCGAACCAGAACCAAAUCUCUUUUAUUUCACUACACAGGGCAUUUAAAUAUGCUACAUCGGUUACAUUUUCAAAGUUCCUCAAAUAAUUAAAUAAUUCAAUAAAAAAAAAGAGCUGUCAUAUUCUAUUCGUGCAGUUUCCACAGUGCAAUUUUUUACUAUGGAACAUUUCUGUCUGAUGCGUAGAAUCUCUACUUGGUCUGUGAAUAUUACGCUAACUAAAACAUUCGCUACUUGAAAGUUGGCAUUUUGAAAAGUGUCAUUCUAAAAGGAAGACCAAACGUAAAGUUGGCAACAGUGAGGUUGGGAAAUAAAAACAAAAUUAUUAUUCAGCGGAAUAAAAGUCUGCGAAACGUAAGUUGGCAUGUGAUAAUCGGCUGAUCAAUUUUCGGCGAAAAGGCAGAGAACCCACAUAUUGAUAUAAUACCUAUGUAACAGGGUUUUCUAUUAGUUCCAGUUACUUUUAUCGCUUAUAUCGAAUAUACUUAUAAAUUGUUUAAUUAAAAUGUAGAUAGUAAUAUGUAGAACAACCUAAAUGGACUGUGAUAGUAUGGAAACGUCGACAAAUAAUUUUGCUAUUAAAUUAAUUAAGUUAAUAUUCAUUGGAAAGCCAUGCUUUAUAAGUCUUCCAUUUAGUUAAAAUGGAUUAUUAAAUAAUUAUAAUUAGCAUUUUAGCGGUAAUGAAACUGGUGACAAGAUGCCCGUAAUUAAUGGAAUGUUUUGUACAGUUGAAUUGACGAGUUCAAUUUAAUGGAAUUUCAAUUAUCUACGUAAAUCAAUUAUUAGAGAAUGUCAUAAAAUAAUUUUACACAUUUCAUUAUUUUAGUUGGACCCAGUUGUGAAUAUUUCAAAGUAUUUUAUGCACAAAAAAUCUUAUUUAUAUAUUAAAUUGUAAUAAUAACUUAUUUGUGAGAAAUGAAUGUAAUAUUUUAUACUAAGGUCCAAUAAGAAUGAGAAGUCUGAACUAUAAUAAUUAUUUUUUCAUAAUCAUAAAGAAUGAUGUACAAUAUUUUUAGUGGGUGAAUAAAUGAUUUACUUUUACGUUA
Pectinophora gossypiella (pink bollworm) is the source of this 4208-nucleotide messenger RNA. Its product is annotated as organic cation transporter protein-like. Bases 232 to 1923 code for a protein of 563 amino acids. Gene Ontology annotation, cellular component: membrane. Gene Ontology annotation, biological process: transmembrane transport. Gene Ontology annotation, molecular function: transmembrane transporter activity. The transcript is spliced from 12 exons. The record is from RefSeq and is a predicted model, not a curated record. Lineage: Eukaryota; Metazoa; Arthropoda; Insecta; Lepidoptera; Gelechiidae.